Phymastichus coffea is the source of this 1270-nucleotide messenger RNA. RefSeq lists its product as uncharacterized. Lineage: Eukaryota; Metazoa; Arthropoda; Insecta; Hymenoptera; Eulophidae. Gene Ontology annotation, molecular function: microtubule binding. The record is from RefSeq and is a predicted model, not a curated record. The coding region runs from base 114 to 1076 and encodes 320 amino acids. Gene Ontology annotation, cellular component: axoneme. Gene Ontology annotation, biological process: regulation of cytoskeleton organization. The transcript has 5 exons.
CGUAUUACGAAUUUCCAAAUAUCGGCUCUAUAGUUAACCGCGUCUCCUUCAACAAGAUGAACUAGACGAAAAAUCAAAGUGACGCGGGUAAAGGACAAGAAUAGCAAACAAUCAUGGUAUUAAGUCAAGGGCUAAUGCAGCUUAAGGAUGAGCAAAUGUCGGAGAAAAGCGAGGCGAACUCAAUCGAAAGCGAAAAUCCAGCGAGAAUCGAGGACAUUUUCGAGUGGAUCGAUGGCAUUCCCCUCUCCAAAACUACCAAAAAUCUCGCUCGUGAUUUUUCCGACGCCGUGCUGAUGUCCGAAAUUCUCAAGUUUUACUAUCCGAACCUCGUAAACUCACACAACUACAUACCGGCGAACAGCAUUCAAAAUAAGAAGGAAAAUUGGAACACACUGAAUCGCAAAGUUUUGACGAAGAUCGAUUUGCGCCUGAAUCAAGAGACCAUCGAUCAAUUGGCGCACUCGCAGGUGGGCGCUAUUGAGAGGCUUCUCAAUGAGUUUCGCGACAAACAGAUGGCAACGAAAAUUAAGGACACCGAUUUCAGCGAUGUUAAUCUGCAUCAUUUGGAACGACCGCGAACGGUAACUACGCAAAAGAAAGUUGAAGACGAGCCGCGCAACGAAAGAUCCAUAUUUUCUAGAAUGCUCGGAGCGAUUGUACAUUUUUUCGCUACAAUUUUUGGAAUAAUCUUGGCUAUAUUAUGCUUUUGGCGAUGGUUCUCGAGAAAAUCCAAGCCACAAUCCGUCAAACUGGAAUCCAAAGCUCUACCUGAAUCGGAAGAGCAACGGCACGAAGAUGAGUUAAGCCAUUUACGCGAGUCAUACGCUCAGACGCUGGAAGAACUACGCGUAAAAGCAGAUGUGAUAAAAACUUUGUGCCACAAAGUUGCAUUCCUUGAGGGAACGAUGAAGCUCAAAGACAUGAAAAUCAGUGGGCUGGCGAAUCAACUCGACGCCCAGCAGCAAUUCCAAAUGCAGCAGCAGCAGCAACUCCAAGUACCGGAAUUGUCGGCUAAGUCUAACGCAGCCUCCAAUCCAACGACGAAGAUAAGAAAGAGGCCGCGAACGCAAAUCUAAAGCGGGAAGCGCAACACUCGCACUCUCGCGAAUGUGCAUUAAUGAUCAAUAACAGGUCAACGAAAUAGGACUUUGGACAAGCCAUCAAAAGCAUAGAGAUCUUUCUCUUUUUAGCAUCGCGUAAGAAAAUGCUGCCGACGAAAUUUGUUUCUGAGAUUUGAAUUGAAGAUGGAUAAAAAUUCUCAUUAUUCCAC